AUGGGACUCAUUAUCAACAUAAGGCAGACUGCGGUAACCGAAUACGUUCAAGGUAAAUAUACAACGCAAAUGAAAACAAAUAGCACCAAGUUGACGCCACCUAGGUCUUCAACAAAAGACUCAAGAAAACAACCGGCAAAUCCUACUCCCAAGUCGUCUUCAAAGCCGGCUCCCGACCCCACUAGGAUAGUGCCUAAGCCAGUGCCAAAGCCAGUGCCUAAGCCAGUGCCUAAGCCAGUGCCUAAGCCAGUGCCUAAGCCAGUGCCUAAGCCAGUGCCUAAGCCAGUGCCGAAGCCAGUGCCGAAGCCAGUACCGAAGCCAGUGCCGAAGCCAGUGCCGAAGCCAGUGCCGAACCCAGUGCCGAAGCCAGUGCCGAAGCCAGUGCCGAAGCCAGUGCCGAAGCCAGUGCCGAAGCCAGUGCCGAAGCCGACUCUCAAUCCCACACCUGCCACAACAAAAUCAUCUCCUGUUCCACCACUGUCGGACAUGAAACCUCCAAUAACUUCAAGACAGCCGCAGCAGGCCAACAGAGAUAUGGCACGUCCUAUCCAAAGCAACGAAAGCACGAAACCAGCCAGUGCUAGAAAAAAACCCGUCAUUAAACCAAGGGCUGUCCCCAAAUUUCAGCAGCCGGUGGUAGAGGGAGUUGCAGACGAACCUGGCGAUGAAACUGAGGACGGCGACAGUGAGCCGGAGGUAGAGGGAGUUGCAGACGUACCUGGCGAUGAAACUGAGGACGGCGACAGUGAGCCUGUGGUAGCCGCUAAACCUCCUAGAAAGGUGCACAAAACUACCGAUAAGGUAUCUUGGAAUCAGGUCUGGAGAAAUGUCUUGAGAUUUUACUGCUGUCUCUGCUACCCAUAAAAAUCUUGCUGCUACAACCCAGACAAAACCCCCAGAGCGUUAAUGACGAAGCAGAAUAAGAAUCGUUCGAAGAAACCUGUUGUUCUAAAUGAAAAAUUUGGAUUUGAAUAAAAUGCAUUAACACUUGA
Molecule: messenger RNA, 992 nt
Organism: Daphnia magna
Lineage: Eukaryota; Metazoa; Arthropoda; Branchiopoda; Diplostraca; Daphniidae
Product: anther-specific proline-rich protein APG
Exons: 1
Coding region: 1-864 (287 amino acids)
Source: RefSeq, a predicted model, not a curated record